CCUGUACUGGUGCUGGAAGUGGUAAGACUGCAGUCAGCCUGGUUCCUUGUUAUUAGUCCUAGUGGAGAUCGGGGAUCAUGGACAUUGAAGCAUAUUUUGAAAGAAUUGGUUAUAGGAAUUCUAGGAAGAAACUGGACUUGGAAACAUUAACUGACAUUCUUCAGCACCAGAUCCGAACCGUUCCUUUUGAGAACCUUAACAUCCAUUGUGGGGAAGCCAUGGAACUGGGCUUGGAGGCCAUAUUUGAUCAAAUUGUGAGGAGGAACCGUGGUGGGUGGUGUCUCCAGGUCAAUCAUCUUCUGUAUUGGGCUCUGACCACAAUUGGUUUUGAGACUACAAUGUUGGGAGGGUAUGUUUACAGUACUCCAGCCAACAAAUAUAGCAAUGCUAUGAUUCACCUUCUGCUGAAGGUGACUACUGAUGGCAGGAAUUACAUAGUGGAUGCUGGGUUUGGACGCUCUUACCAGAUUUGGCAGCCUCUGGAGUUAAUUUCUGGGAAGGAUCAGCCUCAGGUGCCUUGCAUCUUCCAGUUAAGAGAAGACAAAGGAAUCUGGUACUUGGACCAAAUCAGAAGAGAACAGUACAUUUCAAAUCAAGAAUUUCUUGAUUCUGAUCUUCUGGAAAAGAACAAAUACCGAAAAAUAUACUCCUUUACUCUUGAACCUCGAACAAUUGAAGAUUUUGAGUCUGUGAAUACAUACCUUCAGAAAUCUCCAACAUCUGUGUUUACAAGCAAGUCAUUCUGUUCCUUGCAGACCUCUGAAGGGGUUCACUGUUUAGUGGGCUGCACCCUUUCCUAUAGAAAAUUCAAUUUUAAAGACAAUAUGGAUUUGGUAGAGUUUAAGAUGCUGAGUGAGGAAGAAGUAGAAAAAAAGCUUAAAAAUAUAUUUAAUAUUUCCUUGGAGAGAAAGCUUGUGCCUAAACAUGGUGAUCAAUUUUUUACCAUUUAGUAUAAGGAGUAAAAAUGGCCUUUGGUAUUACUUCAUGUCCUGAAACUUUUUAUUAUAAAAAAUUUUAAACAUAUACUAGAGAAAAUAAAAUACUAAAUGUCUGUAUCACCCAAUUUAUCAAUUAUUAACUACCAUAUUUCUUCAAUGUUCACACAUUAUACCAAAGAAAAUUUUACCCUUAAAAAUAUCAGCAUUUAAAAUUACAAAGUUAUAGUCAUCAAAACAGUAUGGUACUGGCACAAAAACGGACACAAAGCUCAAUGGAACAGAAUAGAGAACCCAGAAAUGGAUCCACAACUGUAUGGUCAACUAAUCUUCAAUAGAGCUGGAAAGAAUAUCCAGUGGAAAAAAAGACAUCACCUUCAACAAUAGUGUUGGGAAAACUGGACAGCUACAUGCACAAAAUGAAACUGGACCAUUUUCUUAAACCAUACACAAAAAAUAAAUUCAAAAGACUCAGUGUAAGACAGGAAACCACCAAAAUCCUAGAGAAGAACACAGACAUAAACCUCUUUGACCUGGGCUGCAGCAACUUCUUGCAAGACCCAAUACCAGAGGCAAACAAAAGCAAAAAUGAACAACUGGGACUUCAUCAAAAUAAAAACCUUCUUCAUAAUGAAGGAGACAAUAAAACUAAAAUGCAGCCCAUGGAAUGGGAGAAGAUAUUUGCAAAUGACCUUACAGAUACAGGGUUAGUAUCAAGAUCUAUAAAGAAUUUAUCAAACUCAAUAUCCCCCAAAAACAAAUAAUCCAGUUAAGAAAUACAUGGAAGACAUGAAUAGACACUUCUCCAAAGAAAGACAUACAAAUGGCUAACAGACAAAUAAAAAAUGCUUAACAUCACUCAUCAGCAGGGAAAUAAAAAUCAAAACUACAGUGGGAUAUCACCUAACCAAUCAUAAUGGUUAGUUAAAAAAAAAAAAAAAAAAAAACAGGUGUCAGAGAGGGUAUGGAGAAAGGGGAACCCUCUUGCACUGUUGGUGGGAAUGAAGACUGAUGUAGCCACUCUGGAGAACAGUUUAGAGGUUCCUCAAAAAGCUAAAAAUAGAACUCCCUACAAUCCAAAAAUUGCAUUCUUAGGUACUUAACAAAAAGAUACAAAAUAUAGAUUCAAGGGGGGUACAUGCACCCUGAUAUUACAGCAACAUUAUCAACAAUAGCCAAACUAUGGAGAGAGACCAAAUGUCCAUCAACUGAUGAAUGGAUAAAGAAGUUUUAUAUACAUAUAUGUGCCACCUCCAUUGCAUACAAUAUAUAUAAUGGAAUAUUAUUCAGCCAUCAAAAAGAAUGAAAUCUUCCAUUUGCAAUGGAAGAAAGACAAAUACCAUAUGGUCUCACUCUUGUGUGGAAUUUAAGAAAGAAAAUAGAUGAACAUAUGGGACAUGGGAAAAGAAGAAAAGGGGAGAGGGAAACAAGUCAUAGGUGACUUUUAACAAUAGAGAACAAACAGGGUUGAUGGAGAGAGGUGGGUGGUGCAUGGGCCAGAUGGAUGAUCAGUAUUAAAGAAGGCACCUUUGUUGAGGCACCUGUGUGGCUUACUCAGUUAAGUGUCUGCCUUCAGCUCAGAUUAUGAUCCCAGGGUCCUGGGACCAAGUCCCACAUUGGGCUCCCUGCUAAGUGGGGAGUCUCCUUCUCUCUCAGCCUCUUCCCCUGCCCCUGCUCAUGCUCUAUCUCACAAUCUAUCAUAAUAAAUAAAUAAAUAAAUAAAAUCUUUAGAAGUAAAAAUAA
Mustela lutreola (European mink) is the source of this 2678-nucleotide messenger RNA. RefSeq names its product arylamine N-acetyltransferase 1. Lineage: Eukaryota; Metazoa; Chordata; Mammalia; Carnivora; Mustelidae. The coding region runs from base 78 to 950 and encodes 290 amino acids. The transcript is spliced from 2 exons. The record is from RefSeq and is a predicted model, not a curated record. Gene Ontology annotation, molecular function: acetyltransferase activity.